AUGAUCAGUCGAGCCCUUGGUCCUGAAUUUGGUGGCAGCAUUGGUGUUCUUUUUUUCUUUGCCAAUGUCUUCUGCUGUGCCCUCUAUAUCAGUGGAGUGGUUGAAGGAUUGCUUGAAAAUUUCGGACCAGGAGGUUCAUUUGUAAGCAAUUCGACGUUUUAUCUUCCAUAUGUUGAUGGCAAUCAUUGGUACCACUAUAUGUACGCAUCACUAUGCCUUUUUAUCUGUCUCGUCAUUUGUUUAAUUGGGGGAGCUAUGUUUGCCAGGACAUCUGCCUUUGUCUUGCUUAUCGUCUUUUUUUGCACAUUGACGGUCAUCAUCAGCUUCUUUGUAAAACAUCCUCUCCCAGUCGAAAUACCCCAUCGGAACACGUUAGUUUAUCCGUCUACGAAUAUAUCGACGAAAACUGGCAAUUAUACGGGUUUAUCUGCAACAACGUUCCAGAAAAAUUUGUAUCCUGACUAUGUGGUUGAUUACAGUACCUUAAAGCUGAUGACAUUUGCAUCUGUCUUCUCAAUCUUAUUCAGUAGUGUGACAGGAAUUAUGAACGGGUCGAACAUGUCUGGUGAGCUAAAGGAUCCAAGCCGUUCCAUUCCAUAUGGGACGUUAGGUGCUAUGACAUUCACCUUCACGACCUACAUCAUUCUCUCUCUACUGAUUGGGGCUUCAUGUGAGAGAUUUCUUCUUCAAAAUGACUAUGUCGUUCUGCAAGCCAUCAACAUUUGGAAGCCAUUUGUAGCCAUUGGAAUAUUUGCUGCCACCUUGUCUGCUGCUCUGGGUAAUCUCAUAGGAGGAUCCAGAGUCUUGGAGAAACUAGCUAAUGAUCAUCUUUUCUGGUUUCUUCUGAAUCCAGCCAAAAUAACUACCAAAGGUGGAAACCCAUACGUUGCAGUCCUUAUCACCUGGGUAUUUGUCCAGCUUGUCUUACUGAUUGGAUCCUUAAAUGCCAUUGCACCCUUCACAUCUAUUAGUUUUCUCAUGUCUUAUGCUUCUACCAAUUUGGCCUGUCUGGGACUUGAUGUUGCCUCGGCACCAAACUUCAGGCCAACCUUCAAGUACUUUAGCUGGCACACCUGUCUUCUGGGUAUGAUUGGCGCCAUGAUCAUGUGCUUCUAUAUCAGCGCUUUGUACACAUCCGUUUCCAUUGUUCUCAUGCUGGUACUGAUUAUUGUUCUGCAUAUCCGAUCCAUGCCGACUUCUUGGGGUUCCAUCAGCCAAGCUCUCAUCUUCCAUCAGGUCCGGAAAUACCUCCUCAUGUUAGACAGCCGCAAAGAUCACGUCAAAUAUUGGCGACCCCAGAUUCUUCUCAUGGUUGCUCACCCUCGCCAGUCCUGUGAACUUCUUGAUUACAUUAAUGACGUUAAAAAGGGGGGGCUUUACAUCAUUGGCCAUGUCAAGAUCGGGUCCCUCAACAACUAUGUAAGCGAUCCAAUUCAAGACGACAUUCCAAAAUGGUUGGCGUUGAUUGAUUAUCUGAAAAUCAAGGCUUUCCCAGAAGUGACUAUGGCACGUACUGUCUCCGAGGGCCUCAUUCAUCUGAUCCGGAUUUCAGGUCUUGGAGGAAUGAAGCCAAACACUGUGUGUCUUGGAUUCUAUGAUGAUGCCACUCCUACAGAUGGUCUCUUGAAAACGCGUGUUCGUUAUCGCCGUUUCUUUGGUGCCGUCGAAAACGGAUGCACGCAUGAAUUAGAGAACAACUUCGGAGACAUCAGGAUUGACCCCGAGGAUCGGACAAUAUCAGCACCAGGUGAAUAUGUCAGUUUUGUCCGUGAUACACUCAAGCUGAUGAAGAAUGUAUGUCUGUGUCGAAACUUUAACCAAUUAGAUAAGCGUGCUAUCUUCUGCAGCAAAUCUGAGCAGUAUAUCGAUGUGUGGCCAUUAAACUUUUUCCAACCGGAAACAUCCAACUACUUCGACAAUACCUGCCUUUACCUGCUGCAGCUCGCCUGCAUCCAGCACAUGGUUCCUGCGUGGAAAUGUUGCACCAAGUUGCGAGUGUUCCUCUGUGUUGACACGCAGAACGAUAACACAUUGGAGAAAGAGGAGAAGCUUGAUGACUUCCUUCGACAACUGCGCAUCCUGGCUCGGAUCAAGAUCGUCACAUGGGAUGAUAUCUUGGACCAUUAUCGCAGCAUAGAACACCUGCAGGAAACAUCUGAGGAGACAAUGCAUGAGUAUUAUUCACUAGAUGAUAAGACUUUGGCUAUGAUUAAUCAGUUGGUCUUAUCUCACUCCACCUCAACAGUAACGACAUUUCUCUACCUACCUUCUCCACCCAAAGAUGUACAAUUGUACCCCGAAUAUUUAUGUCAGUUGACGGCCCUUUCCGAGGGUCUUCCACCUACUAUGUUUGUACAUGGUUUACACCCUGUAACAUCAACAACCUUGUGA
This is a messenger RNA of Acanthosepion pharaonis, 2391 nucleotides long. NCBI's taxonomy places the organism in Eukaryota, Metazoa, Mollusca, Cephalopoda, Sepiida, Sepiidae. The record is from the annotation of a GenBank genome assembly.